UUGAUCCAGUCCUAUUGACACAAAUCGACCCCACUCGAGACACACUCUGCCCUUAGCACAUGAUUUACAGUACUACUCCCCUUUAAGAAAACAAACAAUAACAGAUCGUAACAUUUCAGACAUGAACUGACAGUAGACUUAAUGCCACCAUCUGUACUUGUGUUUUUCUGGAUCUUCUAAUCUGUUAAACAUAUGGACCAAUCAAAACACUACUUCAUUAUGGCAAUGAUUUGAACGACCAAUCAACAUUAAGAUCACUCCCCCAUUUAUGAAGAUGUCACUUUGAUCUUGAGAAUUGAAAAAAAAUCAAAGAAAAAAACUCGUACAAAUUUGCAUUGCACAACAAAGUCGUGACAGAUACUGUGACAUCCCUCGUUUUAGUUUUCAUUUGGUAACAUUGGUGAUUAGUUGGUGUGGUGUUUUUAAAAGAACAAAUAUUUACCAAAAUGCAAACAAAUUUAGAAGAAUUUUUAUUUUGUGAAACUUCAUUGGAAUCGUAUUCAGCAAAUCGUAAUAAUUUUGAAACGCAAUGCCACAAUAAUUAUGACAAUCAAAUCAUAAACUCCAGCACAGAUCAAAAUACAUAUCGUGAAAUGCACAACUUUUAUUUGAAUCAAUUCAAUCAAAGUUUUAUUGGAACAGCAACGCAGUGUGUUACUUCGUCAUCGGAUAUGCCAGAGAAUUGUGGAAGUAAUUCCUACCCAUAUUCAUACAAUCAAAAUUAUUCACAGUUUGAAGGAAAUUUUUUAUCACCAUCCGCUCAUCAAUAUUGGAGAACUGAGAAUAGUGAUAAUCAAAAGACAACAUCUUGUCCCGAGGAGCUGAAAUCUAAUGAAAAAAUAGCAAGCCCAACGGAUUCAAGGCAAAUUUUACAAAUUACAAACACACUGCUACCGCCAACUGUAUCAUCUAGCCGCAAGGAGCGAACAGCAUUUACCAAGGAACAAAUAAAAUCAUUAGAAAAAGAGUUUCAGCAUGCCAACUAUCUGACACGUUUACGAAGAUAUGAAAUUGCCGUGGCCUUAGAUUUAACAGAAAGACAGGUAAAGGUGUGGUUUCAAAAUCGUCGCAUGAAAUACAAACGUUUAAAAAUGGAUGCUGCAGCCAAUAAUUAGUUUCAUAUGAAUUUAAGUAAUGACAAAUUCUAUUGUACAUUUAUGUAAAAUAUAUAUAAAUAAGUUUCUGAAAAUUUAAAUAAUAAUAUU
Messenger RNA from Musca domestica (house fly), 1205 nucleotides. It is a transcript of the gene btn, whose product is annotated as homeobox protein MOX-2. The record is from RefSeq and is a predicted model, not a curated record. NCBI's taxonomy places the organism in Eukaryota, Metazoa, Arthropoda, Insecta, Diptera, Muscidae. The coding region runs from base 447 to 1115 and encodes 222 amino acids. Gene Ontology annotation, molecular function: RNA polymerase II cis-regulatory region sequence-specific DNA binding; DNA-binding transcription factor activity, RNA polymerase II-specific. Gene Ontology annotation, biological process: positive regulation of transcription by RNA polymerase II. Gene Ontology annotation, cellular component: nucleus. The transcript has 3 exons.